GUGCUAGCGGAGGAGGAGGAUGGGGUACCACUAACCAGAGAUACACUAAUGUUAUCCAGCCAUCUGCCUUUAAGUCUAACACGUGGAGUGGCAGCAGAGAUCAUGGAAGAGGAUUUUUUGGCUCCUCUGAUUUUGGAUCAUCAGGUGGCAGCAGCAGAAAUGCAGACUUUUCGCAGAACAGAUUCUCUGCGUUAAUGACCAGUCAAAAUAUUGCUGAUGGCUAUAAAGGUGAAGAGGAGAGAUUUCUCGAAUGUGUAGUGAAAGACAUGGAAAUUUGGGAAUCUUCAGGACAGUGGAUAUUUUCAUGUUAUUCACCGAUGAAAGAAAAGCUAAAUAUCUCAGGCUUUCCAGAUUUCUCUCCAGAAGAGUUGCGUCUGGAGUAUUAUAACUGCAGAGCAAACAAUAACAUUCAUAACUAUAUAAAUUCUGUCCAAGGCUUAGUGGAACGAUGGAAAGAAAGGGUGCUUCAGUUGAAAGUUUUAAAUGCAUCGACAAAAGCAGCUUUGCUGUCUGAAUUAAAGAACAUGGUCACUCAACCAUUGCCUUCCUUUGGAUCUGGAGGACAGCAAACAUCAAGCUUUGGGGUGUCAAGCUUUCCUGUGAAGAGCAGCAGUAACAGUGCUAGCAGUUUCUCCUUUAAAACAAGUUCCAGUCUUGUCAGUGCAUCAUCUGGAAACACCCCUACUUUUGGGAGCUCUUCUGCUGGUUGUAAUCCUCCUGCAUUUGGUGCAACAUCCUCUUCUAGCAUAUCCCAUUCUGUUGGUUUUGGCAGCCUGUCAGCUCCAUCUGCUGCCUCCUUCUCAUUUAAAACUUCUGAAACAACUAGUGGUUUUGGAACUUCUGGGUUUUCAGGGCUUGGCAAUUCUGCUGCUGUGAACUCUUCAAGCACCACUCCACUUACAGGCUUUGGAGCUUUUAAUGCAGCAGUAGCAGCUUCUGCCUCACAGUCAAGCAGUACUUCAUUUGGACAGACUGCCAGUGCCUCUGGUCAUAACAUAACAUCAGCAUCUUCUGCAGUCACAAACAAUACUACAUCAGAAAAGUUAUUUACACCAAAGAGUGAAUUAUCAGCUGAAGAUUUGAAACAAUUUGAAGCAAAAAAGUUUACUAUAGGAAAGAUUCCUCUUAAGCCACCACCAUUAGAAUUUUUAAAUGUUUAA
Messenger RNA from Pterocles gutturalis (yellow-throated sandgrouse), 1160 nucleotides. RefSeq names its product nucleoporin like 2 (gene NUP42). Gene Ontology annotation, cellular component: nuclear envelope. The annotation marks the transcript as partial. The record is from RefSeq and is a predicted model, not a curated record. Lineage: Eukaryota; Metazoa; Chordata; Aves; Pterocliformes; Pteroclidae. The transcript is spliced from 6 exons. Gene Ontology annotation, molecular function: nuclear export signal receptor activity.